Messenger RNA from Sphaerulina musiva SO2202, 2485 nucleotides. RefSeq lists its product as uncharacterized. The record is from RefSeq and is a predicted model, not a curated record. Lineage: Eukaryota; Fungi; Ascomycota; Dothideomycetes; Mycosphaerellales; Mycosphaerellaceae. Bases 173 to 1798 code for a protein of 541 amino acids. The transcript has 2 exons.
CUGGAUUAUCUCCUACAUGUUUUCCUCGCUUGCCACACCUCCGCCGAGUACCAUGUGGACUCCAUAAUCGCACCCUUCACUACGAGUGUUCAUUUAGCACUGGUGAUCACCAUGAUCCGACGCCACUUUCCGCUAUUCCUCGACAGAAUAGUGACCGACUAGCGGCGGCGAGAUGGAUUGUGACAUCUGCUCACGAGCGUUGGGCGGUCGUCGCCAGCCGCUAUGUGCGGGAUGUGCGCAGACGAUGCUCUAUGGCUCACGUAUCCAGCAAGCGACGGUGUUGAUGGACCGGGAGAAGCAUCAUGCGCAUGCCGAGGCGGUUGUCAGACCGGGCAACGAUGGAGUUCUGGCGGCGCUGCCUGAAGAUGCAGACCUGGACGCUAUCACCACUGGCAUGAGGAGACACGGUCUGGAGCGCUCACGAGCAGAAGCGGAAUCAAGAGAGCUCCGUCUCCAUAGCAUUGUCGAGAAGGCAGACGAACUGAGGGCGCAGAUAGCAGCCUAUAAACAGCAUACCGCCGCGCGGAAGGAGCAUGUUCAAGCGCGACAGAAGGCCCUGGCAACGGAACGGAACGUUCUUGAACAAUGCAGACCCCGAGCGACAGAGCCUGUACAUGCGGCAACGAAGAAGGCGACCCAAAGGCUCGAAAAAGUCCGUAGCCGGAUCGUCGAUGCGCGAUUACUGCUGUGCCGCGAGGCUGCGCUUGCAAUGGACUUCCACAGGCGCAAGGGCAAAGACGGGAGAUCAGAGUAUGUGCUGGGCAGCAUCGUAGUGCCCGAUCUGCGACAUCUCAACGUGAGGACCCAGCCUCAAGCCAAAGCUCCUCUGGUCGGCGGGAGAACGGUCGCCGAGCCACACGACCUGGUAUCGGAGACCUUCGAUAACGUAGCGCGCUUGUCAAACUUAUGCGCUUACUACUUGGGAGUGCGUCUACCAGGCGAAAUCUUACUGCCACACGAAAAGUUUCCACGCGCGGCCAUCAUGCCGGAGAAAUCCAGCUACAAGCAUAGCAAAAUCGCUUUCCCGGGGUUGUCUUCCAGUCAGUCAUCCAGUCCCACUGAAUCACGCUUCAUCGACCAGAAUCUGCCACGACCGCGGCCUUUGUGGUUGGAAAAGCCACUAGCGCAGCUUGUCAAAGAAGAUCCGAAGUCCUACAGCCUCUACAUCGAGGGUGUCACAAUGCUCGCAUACAACGUCGCCUGGCUGUGUAAGUCACAAGGAGUAGACGGCAUCAACAAUUUUGAUGACAUCUGCGCAAUAGGUAGGAACUUGUACCAUCUUCUCCUUGCACAGCACCGCAAAUCGCAGCCUUACCGACCCACGAUCGAUCGAACCAGUACUGGCACAUCGAGCAAAGUCACAGCUGUACCUGGUGCCAGGGAAGUAGCACAGCAACCAACAAGCACUAUACGUCUUGGCGUCUUCUCCCACAACUCUGCUGAGAACAAUUUAGCCGCCGCCGAAGGUGGAGAGCUAAUGAAAACAUGGCAUCUGAGCUCUUCUGUCCGAUUGGCGGACAAGCUCCGUGGACAUCUUUUAGCUGAAAUAUCCGGUGCGGAGUGGACCUUAGUCGACGAGGAGGAAUGGAACGAAGAAAGGGAAGACGAGUUGCCUGUACUAGUUGGUGGAUCUCGACGUCCAUUCGAGCCCAGACAUCAUCCUGCCAUGAGUGUCAUGACUGUGGUUGCCCACGAUGGUGCUGAAGAGGAUAGAAGUUCUUCUGCUGCGGAAACCAAGCAGAAGAAGCAGAGCAGUGGAUGGAUGAAGGUGAGAGGGAGGGGCGGAGAUGGCUUUUAACGAUCAUGAUGAUGACAAAGAAGAACUAGAAGAUAACAGGAAUGAUCAUGACGUUACGCAGGACCAUUUGACACCCCCGGAAUUAUGUUUUCUUCCCACGCAUGCUACGCUCUAACAUGAACAAUAACGUAUCUCAAUGCUAUUCAGGUUUCGGCCGUCAAUGUGGUCUCGCUACCGUGAGAUAGAACACACUCACUCACAUCCCCUCUCAUCUGGUUCACCAAGCCUACACGUCUUCCAGAUCAACGCCCUGUCAACGGCCUCGUUGCCUCAUCAGCUCCCUCACCCGCAGCCUCACCGAGCGGGUUCUGCAACGCCGAUCCACCAAUAUCCCCCAAGCCCUUCUUCACAUCCUUCAACUCUUCUGAUCCUGGUCCCCCAGGUCCAUCAGGCACAGCAUCGAGUUGACUCUUGAACAUGUACGAAGCUUUGUUUUCUCCCAUAGUCCUUAACGCCUGCUUUUCGAGUUUUCGCUUCAUCUCGGGUGGAAUUCCUACGAGGUAGAUGUAGCCUGCGAACACGGCUAUCAGUGCGAAGACUGUUCCGGCGAUGACGGUAGCUGAUGGCAUGGUUGCCGGUUUGUUGUUGGUUGUUUGGCUCUUCGGUCGGUUUUGUUGUCUAUGUUCAGGCUUGCUGUGUAUUUCUUGUAGCUUUUUCGUAUGUUACUUAGGAAGUGGUGAAAAGAUG